Messenger RNA from Bradysia coprophila, 480 nucleotides. RefSeq lists its product as uncharacterized. The record is from RefSeq and is a predicted model, not a curated record. Lineage: Eukaryota; Metazoa; Arthropoda; Insecta; Diptera; Sciaridae.
UUUCAAAAGUGGCAAAUUGUUGCCUAGUGAACCUUGUGAACCUAGUCGUUCAUUCUUCAAUACACGAACCAAUUUAUGCAUCAAACGAAUAGUCAUAGCAACGAAAGUCUGUUUAGUAAACAACGCUAAUCUAAUGGCUGGUAAGGGAAAGAAAAAGCGUAAUAGCAAGGAUUCCACAGCAAGUAAUGGGAGUGGAGGCGAUAAGAAGAAAGGUGGCGGUAAAUCGAAAAAGAAAACCGGAUCUGGAAAGUCGGGGAAAUUUCAGGGGGACAUUUUCAAUGAAGGUGCAAUGGAGAACGCCUAUUUCGUCUGCCACAACGUACAGGACGUGUUGAAGGUGCGUGGAUUUCCAUGGCCAGAAGCCAAAAAGAAAAAGGGAAAGAAGAAGUAAGGUGGUCAGAUUAACCGGGAAAAAUUCAAAUGAUUUUGGUUCCUCAACCUCUUUGUCAUGCAAAUCAUCCAUUCAGAAUAAAUGUGAAG